UGGGCAGUUUCCCAAUAUGGCCGCACGCUAGCAAGGAGACGUUAUGGUGAGGGCAGGAAAACCAUGUCCUACUGAGGAGUAUUAUGGCCGAUGUUGGCGACAGAGGAAAAUAUAAGAAGAAGAUUAGAAAAGUGUUCCAUAAGCCUGAUCGUGAAUUUGAGACGUUUUUACCUGACACCAUGCGUGCCCCAGUGAUACACGUGCUUGGAAAGCCACCAUCAGACUUCAAGGGGGGCUCCAGCAACUCCAACAACUACGAGCAUCCACACCCACAUGGCUGGGAGAAGCGUGGGGGUGGUCGCUACCAUGACGAGUGGGAGAAGAGAGGCAGCCUGGGGGGAGGUGGAGGGACGGGCGGCGUUCUCAGGAUCAACGAGGGCGCCAGGAACUCCAUCUUCUCCGGGGAUGCUGGUCGUCCUCCUGGAAGAGAGGGAGAGAGCGAGGAGCCGCCACCAUCUGGGGUAGUCACGCCCACCCCGGUCAUCCUCUCUCGGGCCCGCAGCAGCAGUGAACAGCGCGCCACCUCCCCCAAUGCUGCUGCAGUAACGGCCAGGAAAGACUCUGCUCCUGUUGUGAAUCCUGGUAGCAGCGCCCCAACUAGCCAGCAGUAUCAUAUCAGCCCCAAGCCCCUCAUGAUGGAAGCCUCGCUCAAUCCUGAGAGGACGAUGAAGGGUCCGCUGCGCCUGCUGGACGAGAGCCUCAGUCUGUGUGAUGACCUUGGCCCUUACCUGCUGGACCAAAGCAACUUCCUCGUGGUGGCUGUCAUGGGUCUCCAGGGCGUGGGGAAGUCAUCCCUCGCCUCCCUCCUUGUUGAUCCUAACAUCAACAUCCACAAGAGCCGGUCGUGCACAUUCCGACCAGAGAGUUUGGAGCAAGUCAUGUCAGCCUGCCACGGGACUAAUGGUAUUGAGAUCUACAUCACCACGGAGCGCCUGAUGAUCCUGGACUGCCAGCCCCUCCUCUCCUCCUCCAUCAUGGACAAACUUAUCACCCAAGAAAAGAAGUUCACCUCUGACUAUAACUCUACUGAGAACCUGAUGGAGGUGGAAUCCCUUCAGGUCCUGACUCUUGUGAUGAGCAUUGCCCACGCUGUGCUGCUGGUUCAGGACGCUGCGGCAGACCCAACCCUCAUCCGCCUCUUGCAGACUUGUGAGAUGAUGAAGCCCUCCUCUUCCUCCUCAACAUCCUCCUCCUCCUCCUCCUCUGCCAACUCUUCUGCCGCUGAGGACACCCAGCAGUACUUCCCCCACGUGGUGUUCGUGCAUAACCGCGCACCUCUCCAUCACUUCACUCCAGCAACACUCAAGAAGCUGCAGGGCGUUUACCAAGAGGCAUUUUUGGGGUCAUGCCUGGAGAGCGAGAGCCGCGUCGGUAUCUGUAACAGCCUCACGUACACCCCACUGGCCCAGACGUCUUGUGGCAGCCUCGUCAACCUCUUCUUGCUGCCAGACCUCAACCACAAAGAUCCCAGUCCUGUUGUAUCAUUCCACGAGGCCAUGCUUGAGAUGCGGAGACAGGUGUUGGGCUUGCGCCGUCUGCCUCUCACCCAUCUCACCUUAACAGAGAAGUCCUGGUACCAGUACGUAUGCCGCACCUGGGAGAGUGUGCGCAAGUGGAGUCUAUUCGUGGAGUACAGCCGCCUGCUGCCUUGAGCGGUGCUGGUGCUUGUAUGUGGACAUCUGCCUAGCACCAUCACCCACACUACCUGGGUGUCGUGCCACAAGUGACGCCUGGCGCCAUUCUCUGGCGCGCUCUGCCCCCCCUCCCUCCGUGGGACUCACAGCCAGUCGGCCCCGCCCUGCUCCUGCCCCUCCCAUACCCGACAGCUUGUGCUGUGGGAAUGGGGUCAUUAUUCUGAUGGGGGUCAGUGUGCACGUGGGCAUCGUGCCCAGCUGUGGGAGUGGCACUGCGUCGUAUGUUGUUUGGAGCUGCAGUCCCUGGUCAUUGUCACCUUGGGUAGCAGUAGUAACUGGCCCAGCUGCUGUGUUGGGUCUCUCCAGGUUGCAUUGUUCUUUGUGUGGCUACCCAUUACAGUGCUUCCUCACUCCCUUGGGCGUUGUGUCAUAACACUACUUCUAGGGAUUGUCCUGGAGGACGUGUGCUCCAGAAAUAAGAACAGCGGAGAUGUUGGAGCAACAAGCACACGCCAUGAGGAGUGAGGCACCACAGUAAUGAGUGAACCACGACAAAAACUUUAGUAACUACAUGCCUGACCUCACCACAUCAGGUCGUUUACGUCAUGUUAACAUAAGAGUAAGAGUGGAAUAGCUGACUCUGUCAGAGUCUGACAUUGAAUGAAUAUAUAUUAAAAGAUCAUGGGUAAGUAGAGGCCAUAUUUUAUAUGCUGAGCAUCAUGUGCAUUUAUGUUAAUUCCAGCAUUUUCUGUUCUGUCAGGUUUGUGAAAUCCUUGAUAAGGUAAGCCUCUAAAUCUAAAAGCAGUGUGUAUGCAUAAUAUGCUUGUCGGGUGUUGGGUGUGAGUGAGCGAGUGAAAGUACGGGACAAAAUAGAAAUAUUCCUUUAAAAGAAAAGAAACAAAAAAAUUUUUUUUUUAACUACUUUAAUGUCAUAACUAACCAGGGAAAAUCUGUUACUCUGUCUUUUAAAAGUUGACUCAUGUUUCAUGACAUUUGGCAGUAACAUUUUUUUUUUUUUACUGGGUGAUCUAAUUCUUACUGUUAGUUGUCUGUUUUCUCUUUCUUUUGUCACAAUAUUUGUUUCCAACACACACACUCACACACACACUCACAGAUCUCCAUAGUGCAAUGGUUAGCACGCUCUCCUCACAACUGAGAGGUCAUGGGUUCCAUUCCCAGGCAGAGUGGAGACAGAUUGGCAGUCUCCUUAAUCUGUGCUGCCUGUCCAGCCAGCAGGGAAUGGUUACUGUGUGUCAGUCCAGCCAGCAGGGAAUGGUUACUGUGUGUCAGUCCAGCCAGCAGGGAAUGGUUACUGUGUGUCAGUCCAGGGUUAUGUCCUGCCUCCUGGGUGUGGUGUGACGUGAGGUUCCAGCCAUACCUGACGACAAUCACCUGAGCCUAAGUCCAUUCAGGGAGGGUAUUGGCUGGUGAUUGUGAGUCCAGCACAUGAUCAGACCAUGGGGAAUGACACACACACACACACACACACACACACACACACACCAAGGUUAUGGGUAACUUGUUUGCUUUUAAUUUUUUCUCUACUGAUAUAUUUGUGGUUAUUCAUAAUUCAGAUUAGUUUCUUCUGUAUGAUAUAAUGAAAUAACAAAGAAUACAGGGGAUUUCCAACAUUCAAUAACUACAAUAAAUGGCCAGCAUAUCAAGAAAUCAUGCUCUCUCUCUCUCUCUCUCUCUUUAAAAAAACUCUCCUAUCUUUCUCAUCCAUGGCCUUUCCUGCAGGGGCUGAGUUGGUGAGUCCGAAAGGCUUGUCAUGUGCAGAUCAUCAUCGUGUAGGAAGGAUCCAGCCCGUUACCUAAGCCUUCAGUAAUGUAGGAGCUACUUCCCUUUCAAGCACCUCAUAUGACUUUCAGUGCAGUGCAGUUAUAUGUAUUCUUAAUUACCGUGUCUCCCAGUCACAUAAGUCCAGUAAUUACCACGGGAUAGCUACUUGAUGGAGGUGCAUUGUGAUCAUUACAACUUAUUGUGGACUGUGUUAUACUUAGUGUUUGCCUACAGAUUUCUUGUCUAUCUUUGAUCUCCUUCUGAUACUUUCAAGACGUGAGACAGCCUCAGGAGACCCUGUAGGGGUUGCUGCAGUGAUGAUCAUUGCACAAGCAAAACACUGAUGGCUAAUUUGUCUCACUCACUACAAAAAUCAUAUUUUUAUCAUACUCAUUUACAGUUUUAGUCAGUUAGUAUACUUACAGGAAUGCAGAAAUGUUCUGUAAACUGUUUUGAUUCAUUGCAGGACCCUUCAACAUAAUAUAUUCCUUGAUCCUUUUCAAAUCCUGUGACCCCAAGUGGAACUAACAAUACAUAAUGUUUCCUGUUUUGAUGAUAGAUGGUUUUAUUGCAUACAACAGGUCGCCCAUUCAGCGGACUGACGAGCCAACAGAUGGUUUGAUGUAUUUGUCAACAGCUGCCUGUUAUGCAAUAAAACAAGGACCUCCUCCUUUAUGAAGGGCUUUGUUUACAAUACAUUCCCCCGUGCAGUGGUGUUAGCAGCCUCUUAUAUCAGGUUAUUACCAUUUUCAUCUAGGAAAUAUUACACAUCAUCAAGAUUAGAAAGCUUUCCUCCUACAUUUUCAUUCAUUCACUGAUCAACAAUCUCCUCAAGAACAAUUUACAUCAUUAAUUUGCUGUACCUGUUUGCCCCCAAAAGAUGCAGGGUAGCUCUUGCCUGUGUUGGGUGGAAACAUCCAUCACUGGUGCCCCUGUGGCAGUCUUCUGUUUGUGAGUAUUAAGUCACAAGGUUACACUUUGCCCCUAACAGCAGUGUUGGAGAGUUAGUGCUCUGGCCAUUGUUGUUGGGCUGUAUGCCUUUAUUUGCCUUGUUUUGGAGUUGUUUAAUCUCUUCAAAUCUUUUCUGGUAUACAGUGAACUAAUUACUGCUGUCUUGAUAGCCACCUCAGUUAUCCAUCAAUUGAUCGUCUUUACAAAACAGCAUUUUGGUCAGGAACAUCCCUGGUAUGAAACCAUAUAUCAGUCCUACAUGUGCAUUGCAAUAACGGAGUUCAUGGAUUCACAUAAAAUAGAAAGUAAGUGCCUGAUGCUAUGUUAGUGUUUUUUUUUUUUUUUUUUUUUUUUUUUUUUUUUAAGUAAGAGUUGAAAGAUCAUUAAUUACAUUACAAAGAGAGCAAACUCACCAUUUAUGCCUAAUUUUUAAUAAAUCUUAAGUGCUUUUCCCACAUUUCAAGCUAUUCGGUGUUCAUUAUACUAUAUUGUGUUUAAUUUAUGUUUCUAUUAAUGUACUUAUGUAUAUCUAUAACAACCUUUCAUGUUCAAACCUUAUUCUUCACUUGCAAAUAUGCCUACCACAUGGGUUCACCACAGAAUCAUUAAAUGGCUUACCCUUGACAAUCACUAGCUUUGGAAACACUUUAUUCCGAUAAUCUGGGGAACUUGUAAAGCAUGGGAAAUUUUCUGCCUUUCAUCAACUUGUCCAGACCUAUGGUUGGGUACAGGCAGCCUACUGUUAGUUGGUCAGUUUCACCCACCAAAAUUAAAUCAGUCAUGUGGCACUAAGUUGUAUGAGGCCUGUUGCAGUAUUGAUGAUGAACAACUCUACUGCUCUUAUUUUGGAAACGAGGUUAAUACAGUGCGAUAUUGAUGGCUCCAAAGAAUAUUCAGAGCUUCAGAAGAAUUGUGAAUUAUAGUCAAACAUUAUAUAUCAAUGCCAGGAUGUAAACAGUCUCAUAAAGGUUGAGCAUCCUGUAUCCAAAGAUCCAGAACUUUAUUCAACAACUGGACGUCACAAACAGAGAAUUCCAUUUUCUCACAAUUCCUGCUGUCAGCAGUUCCUUGGAAUAAGUAGUCUCAAGCGCUGCACCAUUUUUCACCUCUCUUUGAGGUGUAGUUCUGUGGUGUUGCAUAUUCAUCAUCCCUUGUAUCUGUAAAUGAAUAAAUGGAACACCUUA
Eriocheir sinensis (Chinese mitten crab) is the source of this 5551-nucleotide messenger RNA. Its product is annotated as nonsense-mediated mRNA decay factor SMG9-like. NCBI's taxonomy places the organism in Eukaryota, Metazoa, Arthropoda, Malacostraca, Decapoda, Varunidae. Gene Ontology annotation, biological process: nuclear-transcribed mRNA catabolic process, nonsense-mediated decay. The transcript has 9 exons. Bases 84 to 1652 code for a protein of 522 amino acids. The record is from RefSeq and is a predicted model, not a curated record.